AUGUAUGGUGCUGCAAUUAGGCAUAUCAAGUUCCACUUCCACUAUGACAAAGCUGGCAAUGAGGAGAUUCAUGAGCGAGGGGUGACGACCGGAACACAACAUGAGUUUAUGAUCAAUCAUCCAUAUGAAUAUAUCACAUCUGUGGAAGGAAGCUACACUGUUACACAACCUUACAACUGUAUCGUCCUUACAUCAUUGACUUUCAAAACAUCAAAAGGGAGAACCUCUUCAACGAUUGGACCAGUGACUGGUACCAAGUUCGUGCUUGAGAGCAAAGGUAAUGCUAUUGUUGGAUUCCAUGGACAAGUGGGUUCAUGUGUUGAUAGCAUUGGCGCAUAUUACGCUCAGGUUUUUCCUUCUCAAGAAACAUCGUUGAAGGUGGAACCUAAAGGCGGAAAGGGAGGGGUUCAAUGGGAUGAUGGAUCAGAUUACGAGGGUGUAACAAAUAUACAUGUACGAUGUGGUCUUGAAGGAAUUCAGUUCAUCAAGUUUGAGUAUGUGAAAGCUGGACAAACUAUUGUUGGACCAGUCCAUGGUGCCUCUGGUCGUGGGAUGACACAAACGUUUGGCAUUAACCAUUUGGAGAAUGAAUAUUUGAUAUCUGUUGAGGGUUACUAUGACGAAUCAACAGGUGUGAUUCAGUCGCUUAGAUUCAUCACUAACAAGAAGACUUCUGAUCUCAUGGGGUUCAACGAGGGUACUAAGUUUUCACUAGCAGCCAAUGGCAAGAAAAUCAUUGGGUUUCUUGGUUUUGCUGAGAAGAAUCUUAACUCUCUUGGAGCAUAUUUCAUCAGGAUUCCGUCAACCAAAUCAGUAAUGGAAGGUGGUCAAACUACGGGUAGAAGCUAUGACGAUGGCGGUGACUUCGAUGGUGUAAGAAAAGUAUAUGUUACAUUUGAUGGCACUGCAAUUUGGCAUAUCAAGUUUGACUAUGACAAAGCUGGUCAAGUGGAGACGCGUCAGCGAGGAGGAAGCUACGUUGUUACUCAACCUUAUGGAUGUAUUGUCCUUAGGUCUUUAGCUUUCAAAACUUCAAAGGGGAGAACCGCUCCCACCGUUGGAACGGUGACUGGUACCAAGUUCGUGCAUGAGAGCAAAGGAAAUGUUAUUGUUGGGUUUCAUGGACGAGUAGGUUCUUGUAUUGAUAGUAUUGGGGUGUACUACUCUCCGUUGUCUCCUCUUGCUCCUCCUUCAGAGAAAAUCCAAGGACAUGGUGGUGAUGGAGGAGAUUCUUGGAACGAUGGUGUUUUCCAAAAUGUGAAGAAGAUAUACGUAGGACAAGGAGAUGUUGGUAUUGCCUUUCUCAUGUUUGAAUACGAGAAUGAAACUAGUGAGGGGCUUUUGGGAAAAGAACACGGAAAGAAAAUGUUGCUUGGUUACGAGGAGUUUGAGUUCGAUUAUCCGAGUGAGUACAUUACAUCUAUAGAAGGUUGCUUUGAUAAGAAGGAAGGUCACAAGAUCGUCGGGUUUCACGGAAAAUCAAGUGCCAUGAUUAGUCAGAUUGGGGUCCAUGUCAUUCCCAUCACCGAGUGA
This is a messenger RNA of Eruca vesicaria subsp. sativa (arugula), 1533 nucleotides long. NCBI's taxonomy places the organism in Eukaryota, Viridiplantae, Streptophyta, Magnoliopsida, Brassicales, Brassicaceae. The record is from the annotation of a GenBank genome assembly.